Messenger RNA from Didymella exigua CBS 183.55, 1593 nucleotides. RefSeq lists its product as uncharacterized. The transcript is spliced from 2 exons. The record is from RefSeq and is a predicted model, not a curated record. Bases 1 to 1593 code for a protein of 530 amino acids. Lineage: Eukaryota; Fungi; Ascomycota; Dothideomycetes; Pleosporales; Didymellaceae.
AUGUCGUGGUUCCUGCGCGGAGUCCAAAGCGCCAUCUUCCACUACGCCUCGUGCGCGCCGUGCACCGGAUACAACGACAGCAGAAAGCGGCGGAGAGAAGCCAAGCGAGCCCGCAAGGCGCGAGAGAAGCUGGUGCUCGAGCAGCCCGAGACGUACUACCACCCGGAGCCGACGGGCACGAAUCCCUUCUGGGACGAGGAGAUCGCACUGGGGCCAGGCCCGCCGUCGCGACGCGCGCGCAGGACCAACACGGGCAGCACCCGCUGCGCCGCGAAAGCGGGCCUGCAGAGCGCCGUCGUCAGCCAGAGCGGCAGCAGCGUCGACGGGGAACGCGCCCGCCAUGUGCGCCUCAGCGACGACUCGCUCGACGACGACACGUGGAACCUGAAGCGCUACCAGCGCGAGGACGAGCACCUCUGGGGCCUGGACGAGGCGCCUGUGCCCGUGCACCAGACGACGUCGGCGUCGUCGUCGAGCGGGACAGGCAGCAUGCUCGGACUCGCACUGAAGACGAGCCGGCCAGGCACCUCGCGGUCGGGCAGCUACUACUCGGCGCGCGCGCCGCCAGUCAACGAGCUCCACCCGCCCGUCGUCAGCCUGCCGUCUUCGGACGUGGCCGACAACCGCUGGAUGCUCCAGCCCCCGCCCAAGGCCAGCGUCAUGGCAGGCAGAGAGCGUGCCACGCACCGGAGCCGCAGCGGGAGUGGCGCCAGCAGCCGCGUGGAGCUGAGUCUGCAGAGGCAUGUCAGCACGCGGCAGCUGAUGCACCGGCUCGAGCGAGGCCAGACGCAUGAGCUGCCGUCGAUGACACCGCAUGGCUCAUACACCGACCUGGUAUCAAGCCAGCGGCGCAACAGGAGCAGGACGCCCCAGGCGCGGCCGCCGUCGUCGACUAGCUCGAGGAAGCGCCUCGACACUGCCAACACGUUGAACAGGACAGACACUACCGACUCGCAGCAUUCGGUCGUUCGAGGACGCACCGCACCCACGGCCGGCCGCACCACACCCACGGCCGGCCGCACCACGCCCACGACCGGCCGCACCACACCCACGGCCGGUCGCACCACACCCACGGCCGGUCGCACCACGCCCACGACCGGCCGCACCGUCUCGGUCCGCCAAAGCCGACCUGCGCUCUCGACUGUAGUCUCCAGCGGUUCGGGCGCGAAUGCAUCCCCACCAAACCCCCACCACAGCGACGAGAACGCUCUGCCCGGACGGCCCGAGCAGACCCACCACGGCGAGGCCACUCGGUCCACCGACUCUCUCCCCGCACCGCGCAUCAUGUCCCGCCGCGAACGCGCACCCCUCAGCUCGUCGGACAUCUCGAGCCUCAACUGCCUCCAGGACACGGUCUCUCCGCGCGCGCUGCUCAGCUCGCGCUUCGUCUCCGCGCCCUUGGUCGAGGCCAAAAUCCGCCUGCCACUCUCCAACGGCGACCUGGCCGCCAGUGCGAGAGACCAGUGGAACGGCAGCGGCUUCGCCGUGAGCCGCGGCUGGAGCGUGGCCAACGAGGAGCCCAUGCGUGCGCCGUUUGACAGCCACGGCGUCGUCGAGAAGGAUCCGCGACUCCGGUGGAGCGUCGACUUCUGA